UCGUGAACGUAUCUUCUAGAAGCUUCAGAAUGGGAGCUUCGAGAAACCACCCCUGAAGUAUAAAAAGACACCAGCAUGUCAUGAGGUCUGCAUAGAGUUAACGAUACUCACUGGAACACACCAGAGAGACUUACUACCUACAGGCGCAGCGAAGCACAUGCUUGGACCUCUACACUAAGAGAAGACAAGCUCAGUGAUUUGAUAUUUGACAACUAUCAACAAAAAGUCACAGGACACAAACUCAAGAUGCCUGAGAGCGCUGGACACGUCAUGGAGGAAGAAGUGGAGACCUUUGCCUUCCAGGCUGAGAUUGCUCAGCUUAUGUCUCUUAUCAUCAACACAUUCUACUCAAACAAAGAGAUCUUCCUUAGAGAGCUCAUUUCCAACUCCUCAGAUGCCUUGGACAAAAUUAGAUACGAAAGCUUGACAGACCCCAGCAGACUUGAAUCCUGCAAGGAGCUGAAGAUUGAAAUCAGGCCUGACCUGCACGCUCGCACACUGACCCUGAUGGACACAGGUAUCGGCAUGACCAAGGCUGAUCUGAUCAACAACCUGGGCACAAUCGCCAAGUCUGGCACCAAGGCUUUCAUGGAGGCUCUGCAGGCUGGAGCCGACAUCUCCAUGAUUGGUCAGUUUGGUGUUGGUUUCUACUCUGCCUACCUGGUGGCUGAGAAGGUGACAGUCAUCACCAAGCACAACGAUGAUGAGCAGUACAUUUGGGAGUCUGCAGCUGGAGGCUCAUUCACAGUCAAACCUGAUACUGGAGAGUCUAUUGGCAGAGGCACAAAAGUCAUCCUUCACCUCAAGGAGGAUCAGACAGAAUACUGUGAGGAGAAGCGUGUUAAAGAAGUUGUGAAGAAGCACUCACAGUUCAUUGGCUACCCGAUUACUCUUUAUGUGGAGAAGACAAGGGAGAAAGAGGUGGACCUUGAAGAGGGAGAAAAGGAGGAGGAAGUUGAGAAAGAGGCUGCUGAGGACAAGGACAAACCCAAGAUUGAGGAUGUUGGUUCUGAUGAGGAUGAGGACUCAAAGGAUGGCAAGAACAAGAGGAAGAAGAAGGUCAAGGAGAAGUAUAUUGAUGCACAGGAGCUGAACAAGACCAAGCCUAUCUGGACCCGCAACCCUGAUGACAUCACCAAUGAAGAAUAUGGAGAAUUCUACAAGAGUCUCACCAAUGACUGGGAGGACCACCUGGCUGUCAAGCAUUUCUCGGUGGAGGGUCAGCUGGAGUUCCGUGCCUUGCUAUUUGUUCCCAGAAGAGCUGCAUUUGACCUCUUUGAAAAUAAGAAAAAGAGAAACAACAUCAAGCUUUAUGUGCGUAGGGUCUUUAUCAUGGACAACUGUGAGGAGCUGAUUCCAGAGUACCUCAAUUUCAUCAAGGGUGUGGUGGACUCAGAGGAUCUGCCCCUGAACAUCUCCAGAGAGAUGCUGCAGCAGAGCAAGAUCCUGAAGGUCAUCCGCAAGAACCUGGUCAAGAAGUGCAUGGAACUUUUCAUUGAGCUUUCUGAGGACAAGGACAACUACAAAAAGUUCUAUGAGCAGUUCUCCAAGAACAUCAAGCUUGGCAUCCACGAGGAUUCACAAAACAGAAAGAAACUGUCUGACAUGCUGCGCUACUACACCUCAGCCUCUGGAGAUGAAAUGAUUUCCAUGAAGGACUAUGUUUCACGCAUGAAGGAAAACCAGAAACACAUCUACUACAUCACAGGUGAGACCAAAGAUCAGGUCGCCAACUCUGCCUUUGUGGAGCGCCUCCGCAAAGCCGGCCUGGAAGUCAUUUACAUGAUCGAGCCCAUUGAUGAGUACUGUGUCCAGCAGCUGAAGGAGUAUGAUGGCAAGAACCUGGUCUCAGUAACCAAAGAAGGUCUGGAGCUGCCAGAGGAUGAGGAUGAGAAGAAGAAACAGGAGGAGCUCAAAAAUAAGUUUGAGAACCUUUGCAAGAUCAUGAAGGACAUCCUUGACAAGAAGAUUGAAAAGGUCACUGUCUCCAACCGCCUGGUCUCUUCCCCAUGCUGCAUUGUUACUAGCACCUAUGGUUGGACGGCCAACAUGGAGAGAAUCAUGAAGUCUCAGGCCCUGAGAGAUAACUCCACCAUGGGCUACAUGACAGCUAAGAAACAUCUUGAAAUCAACCCCAUGCAUCCAAUCGUUGAGACCUUGAGGGAGAAGGCAGAGGCCGACAAGAAUGAUAAGGCUGUUAAGGACCUGGUCAUCCUCCUGUUCGAGACCGCUCUGUUGUCCUCAGGAUUCACACUGGAAGACCCACAGACACACGCCAACCGCAUCUACAGAAUGAUCAAGCUUGGUCUUGGAAUUGAUGAUGACGAUUCCGCUGUUGAAGAGCUCAUUCAGCCUGCUGAUGAAGACAUGCCAGUCCUGGAAGGUGAUGAUGACACAUCAAGAAUGGAGGAAGUUGACUAAAAAGACCCAGUGUACUUUCUUAAUUUUUUUUUUUAAUUGUUGUAAUAUAUAUUGCAUUUUCAAACAGCCAUUUAAUUUUCUUAAACUGUAAUAACAGGACAAUACAGGUUAACUUAAUUCAGACCACAGUGUAGAUUAAUCUACAUUAUUUCAGCUUCACAUAUGACACUACUGACAACAAUUAAGAGUAAUACAAAGUCACUGGGAAUUUGACUUAUGCCUCUUUUUGUAACUGUUACAUUUUAUAUGAAAUAGAUUCUGAUUUGUAAUAAAAUUCAUUCAGAAAUAGA
Messenger RNA from Solea senegalensis (Senegalese sole), 2711 nucleotides. It is a transcript of the gene hsp90aa1.1, whose product is annotated as heat shock protein 90, alpha (cytosolic), class A member 1, tandem duplicate 1. The transcript has 11 exons. The coding region runs from base 247 to 2421 and encodes 724 amino acids. Gene Ontology annotation, molecular function: ATP binding; ATP-dependent protein folding chaperone; disordered domain specific binding. NCBI's taxonomy places the organism in Eukaryota, Metazoa, Chordata, Actinopteri, Pleuronectiformes, Soleidae. Gene Ontology annotation, cellular component: neuronal cell body; nucleus; protein-containing complex. The record is from RefSeq and is a predicted model, not a curated record. Gene Ontology annotation, biological process: protein stabilization; protein folding; cellular response to heat.